Lates calcarifer (barramundi perch) is the source of this 2068-nucleotide messenger RNA. RefSeq names its product nucleoporin 62 like (gene nup62l). The transcript has 3 exons. The record is from RefSeq and is a predicted model, not a curated record. Gene Ontology annotation, molecular function: phospholipid binding; structural constituent of nuclear pore. Bases 134 to 1789 code for a protein of 551 amino acids. Gene Ontology annotation, biological process: RNA export from nucleus; protein import into nucleus. NCBI's taxonomy places the organism in Eukaryota, Metazoa, Chordata, Actinopteri, Centropomidae. Gene Ontology annotation, cellular component: nuclear pore central transport channel; nuclear pore.
UCUUUGGUCCUAACGGUCGUCAUUUCCUGUAGUUGUCCACAGAGAUGCCUGCGUGAAGAAGCAUCGAGGCUACGGGCCACGUUUUUGAUAAAGAUGUGUUGUUAAUUUUUGGUCCGCGUUUUCGGUCAAGAAAAUGAGUGGCGGGUUUAACUUCGGGCAGCCCUCUACGGGCUUCACUUUCGGAGCUCAGAAGACCACAACCGCAGCCUCCGCCACCGGUUUUGGGCUGACAAGCUCCGCACCUGCAGCCUCAGGAGGAGGCUUCACCUUCGGCACUCCCACCCAGCCCAACUCCAACGCUACCGGCGGUUUUAGCUUCGGUACCCCGGCGAAGAGCACAGCAGCCGGCGGAGGCUUCUCAUUUGGGACCCCCACCACCUCCUUUGGUCUGGGUACGGCUCCUCAAACCACGACAGCGGCAGCAGGGUUGACUUUAGGCUCCACGGCAGCUCCAACUGCGGGGUCAGGGUUCACCCUGGGCGGCGGUUUGUCCGCACAGACAAGCGCUUCCGCCCCUGCAGGUGGGGGUUUCACCUUUGGGACUGCUCCUCAGGCUCAAACCCAACUUGCUCCAGCAGCAACAAUCGCACCAGCAGCAACGACAGCAGCAGGCGGCCUCUCGUUUGGAGCUUUCAGCUUUGGAGCUACAAAGGUCCAGGCGACCACAGCUGCAGCAUCUACUGCUCCCACAGGAGGAGGCUUCAGCUUUGGCGCCAGUGCUCCCUCCACCCUCACCUUAGGCUCCCAGCCUCAGCCAGCCCCCACAGCUGCAGCCACAACGGUGCAGGGUGGAGGAUUUACCUUUGGGAUUAAACCUUCAUCAACCCCAGCUCCUCCUGCAUCUACCCAGUCAGCCCCAGCUUCAGGUCCCUCUCUCUUUGCAACACCCAUCACUACAACUGCUGCUACUGUCCCUGCAACAGGUUCAGGAUUUACUUUGGGUGCAGCAGCUCCAACUCCAGCAGCAAGCACUGCUCCUGCAACAACCACAGCAGCUGGUGGAGGUAUGCCUUUCAUGCUCAAACCUCUGGGGCCAGUUACUGCCACCUCCACAUCUGCCCCUGCCUCUACUGCCACAACUGCACCUGCCACAACAGGUGUUGCUACAGGCUUCACACUGGGACUCAAACCUGUAUCCAGCACAAGUACCACAACAACUACUGCAGCCACAACGAUAACUACAACCACGGCUCCUCCAGUGAUGACCUAUGCUCAGCUAGAGGGCCUCAUCAACAAGUGGAGUCUUGAGCUUGAGGACCAAGAGAGACACUUCUUACAGCAGGCAACUCAGGUGAACGCCUGGGACCGCAUGCUGGUGGAGAAUGGAGAGAAGAUCACGUCCCUGCAUAAGGAGAUGGAGAAGGUGAAGCUGGACCAGAGGAGGCUGAACCAGGAGCUGGAUUUCAUCCUGUCCCAACAGAAGGAGCUGGAGGACUUACUGUGCCCACUCGAGGAGUCAGUGAAAGAGCAGAGCGGAACCAUCUACAUGCAGAACGCAGACGAGGAGCGUGAAAGAACGUACAAGCUUGCAGAGAACGUGGAUGCGCAGCUGAAGAGGAUGUCACAAGACCUGAAGGAGAUCAUCGAGCACCUCAACACAUCCAGUGGCCCUGCAGACACCAGUGAUCCACUUCAGCAGAUCUGUAAAAUCCUCAACGCCCACAUGGAUUCACUUCAGUGGAUUGAUCAGAAUUCAGUCCUCCUGCAGAGACGAGUGGAGGAGGUGUCCAAACUGUGUGACAACCAGCGCAAGGAGCAGGAGAAAACCUUUCGCUUAACAUUUGACUGAUCUGGAAUAAAUAUGUUGGCUUAUAAAUCAACAUUGUUCUAAUUUUUCAGUAGUUGUGAACAGGGAUGUUUUUAUGUAGGUGUUAAGAUAUUUUGGAUUUGCAUUCAUCACAAUUCCUGUCAAACUGUCAAACUGCUUUUUCCUACAGCUGUUUGGAGUGUUUUGGUUGCAUAAAGAUUAUUUUCAGUGAAAUAGUUUUUAUAUAGAACAGUGAAAAUUUUCCCAUGUAAAUGCUUUGCUUGUUCUGAAGAAUAUGAUUAAAUAAACCUUUGGAUUAAG